Messenger RNA from Cylindrotheca closterium, 1237 nucleotides. The record is from the annotation of a GenBank genome assembly. NCBI's taxonomy places the organism in Eukaryota, Bacillariophyta, Bacillariophyceae, Bacillariales, Bacillariaceae.
CCUGAAGACUGACCCUGUAUUUGAAGCAUUGGAUAAGAUAUUCCGCCGCUACAACAAGGCAGGCUUUCAAGUCAAGAUCAUCAAGUGUGAUUGGGCGUUCAUUCCUCUCACGGAUGAUAUGCUAGACAAUAUGGGUGUUACUAUUGACCCAACUGCAGCUGGAGACCACAAGCCUACCGCUGAGCGCAACAAUAGGACUUUGAAAGAAAGAGUCAGAGUAGCUCUUGCACGAUUACCCUACAAAGUGGUUCCAAAAGUGAUCACUGAAUGUCUUGGAUGUCGAGCCGCCGAGCUAUUGAAUGUUUUUCCUCAAAAAGACAGUAUCUCAUCACAUUUCAGUCCGCAGCAACUUAUUGAUAAUGUCAAUAUCAAGUACAAGAGUGACAUGGUUGCUGAACUUGGACAAUAUGUUCAUGCAAUUGGGACGGAUUCCAACAAUUCAAUGGAACCCAGAAGUAUCAAAGCGAUUUACAUUGAACCUACGAAGGGACAACGUACUGGGCACCGAGUACUCAACCUGAAUACUAAGAAGAUGCUUUCCCGACCCAAGGUCGUUGUACUACCCGUUACCGAUCAAGUAAUCAAGCGUGUUGAAGCUUGGGCUGCUGCCAAAGGUGUUACUUCCAUGAAGUUCUUUGAUAAGAAGAGAGAUUUGGAGACAUUUCAAGAUGGCAAUCAAAUUGCAGGAGUGGAUGACACGGAACAAGGUUGCUUAGAAGAAGCCUUUGAUCAGGACUAUGAACCUGAAGAUGAAGAUGAACGUGAUUUCAAUCUACAUGGACAAUUCGAUGAUAUCGAUGACUCUGAAAGAGAAGAGCUUUUGGCAGAUGCAGACAAUGAUGUCGAUGACAUGCCAGAACUCACUGUCAGAUUCCAAGGAGAUGAUAACUAUGAAUCAGACGACGAUUUGGGUGAUGAAGGCGACAAAGAGGAAGAACCUAUUGUGGCCAAAUUGGAUCACCAUCAAGAAAAUAUCGAUAGAGGAACCGAUGAUAUUGGGAGCCUCGUUACUGAUCUGGAGGACCUACAAGAACCACCAGAAGAAGAGAUUGUAUUUGAGCCUGAAACGCCUCAAGUAGCAAAAGUCACUCAAUCUGGGCAAACCUAUGCGCAAGCUGCAAUGUCUGGGCUGAACCUUUCCCAAGUUCCAAAAAGACCAAGAGAAUGGCCUUCGAGCAGGAGUGGCAGUUCUGCCAAUAAGAACAAGAAUCGAGUUGCGACAAGACGCAAGCAUUGA